AUGAAAGAAAAAUCUAAGAAUGCCGCCCGGACUAGACGGGAAAAAGAAAAUAGUGAAUUCUACGAGCUGGCCAAACUGUUACCACUGCCCUCGGCCAUCACGUCUCAGCUCGACAAAGCUUCCAUCAUACGACUGACAACCAGUUACUUGAAAAUGAGAAUUGUCUUUCCUGAAGGUCUCGGGGAAUCCUGGGGUCACGUGAGCAGAACCAGCUCUCUGGAUAAUGUUGGUCGCGAGUUGGGGUCCCACCUACUUCAGACAUUAGACGGGUUUAUUUUUGUGGUGGCGCCGGAUGGAAAAAUUAUGUACAUCUCAGAGACUGCUUCGGUACAUUUGGGCCUGUCACAGGUAGAGCUUACUGGAAACAGCAUUUACGAAUACAUCCAUCCCGCCGACCACGACGAAAUGACGGCGGUGCUAACGGCGCAUCAGCCGUAUCAUUCGCACUUCGUCCAAGAAUAUGAAAUGGAGCGUUCUUUCUUCUUGAGAAUGAAAUGUGUACUGGCGAAAAGGAACGCCGGUUUGACCUGCGGCGGAUACAAGGUGAUCCACUGCAGCGGCUACCUGAAGAUCCGGCAGUACAGCCUGGACAUGUCGCCCUUCGACGGGUGCUACCAGAACGUGGGGCUCGUGGCCGUGGGGCACUCGCUGCCACCGAGCGCGGUCACGGAGAUCAAACUGCACAGCAACAUGUUCAUGUUCAGAGCCAGCCUGGACAUGAAGCUCAUCUUCUUAGACUCCAGGGUGGCGGAGCUGACGGGGUACGAGCCCCAGGACCUGAUAGAGAAGACCCUGUACCACCACGUCCACAGCUGCGACUCGUUUCACCUGCGGUGCGCGCACCACUUGUUGCUGGUGAAGGGUCAGGUCACCACCAAGUACUACCGCUUUCUGGCCAAGCAGGGCGGCUGGGUGUGGGUGCAGAGCUACGCCACCAUCGUGCACAACAGCCGGUCGUCCAGGCCUCACUGCAUUGUGAGCGUCAACUAUGUCCUGACGGACACUGAAUAUAAGGGACUACAGCUGUCCCUGGACCAGGUGACGUCCAGCAAGCCCUCAUUCUCCUACAGCAGCACCGCCACCACCAUCGCUGACAGCCGGAAGGGGGGCAAGUCCCGCGUGGCCCGCUCCAAAGCCAAGGCUCGUCUGUCCCCCUACCCGCAGUACCCCGGCUUCCACACCGAGCGGUCGGAGUCAGACCAGGACAGCCCGUGGGGCGGGAGCCCGCUGACAGACUCCGCCUCCCCGCAGCUGUUGGACCACGGUGAGGGUCCCGAAGCAUCCUGCGCCUACAGGCAGUACCCGGAGCCUGGCCCCCUCUGCUACGGCCUGCCCCUCACCGACGAGCGCCACGCCCACGGUCACGCCCACUCCCAGGCCUGCGACCGGGGCCGCUGCGACGCCGGGCGCUACUUCCUGGGCACGCCCCAGCCCGGGCGGGACGGCUGGUGGGGCGCGGCCCGCUCCGUCCUGCCCAUCCCCAAAUCCUCGCCCGAGAACGGCGAGGGAUACGAGGCCGGCAUGCCUCACAUCGCUUCCAUUCACAGUCUGCACGUGAGGGGCCACUGGGAUGAGGACAGUGUGGUCAGCUCGCCAGAUGGGGGCUCAGCCAGCGACUCUGGGGACCGUUACCGAAGCGACCACUUCCGGGCGAGCCCCCAGGAGCCCAGCAAAAUCGAGACGCUGAUCCGGGCGACCCAGCAGAUGAUCAAGGAGGAAGAGAGCCUCUUGCAGCUGCGAAAGGGACCCACAGAUCCCCUGGGGACGGCCAACGGCCUCUCCAAGGCCCACACCCCCUGCUUCGGCGGCGACUUCCCCCAGGGGGCGCUGCAGGGCGUGGUGUGCCGCGGGCCCGGGGUGGCACUCACCUGCGAGCACCUCCAGCACCGCGAUGGCAAGAUGAUCAGUCCCCACGGCAACGAGCACGACGCCAGCCCCGCCCCUCUCUCGCGCAUCAACAGCCCGAGCUCCGAUAGGCUCCCCAAAUCCAAGGACUACCUGCAGACAGACCUGUCACCCCACCAGCCCCGGGGCAACCACUGCACCCCGUCCCCCACCUUCUACCCCUCCCACCACCGCCAGUACCUGGACAAGCAUGCGGCGUACUCGCUCACGGGCUACGCGCUGGAGCACCUGUAUGAUACCGAGAGUCUCAGGAGCUACUCCCUCAGCUGCCCGGGCGCCCACUACGACGUCACAUCACACCUGCGCAUGCAGCCGGACGCAGCCGGAGGUCACAAAGGCACGUCCGUCAUCAUUACCAACGGGAGCUGA
Megalops cyprinoides (Indo-Pacific tarpon) is the source of this 2274-nucleotide messenger RNA. It is a transcript of the gene sim1a, whose product is annotated as SIM bHLH transcription factor 1a. The record is from RefSeq and is a predicted model, not a curated record. NCBI's taxonomy places the organism in Eukaryota, Metazoa, Chordata, Actinopteri, Elopiformes, Megalopidae. Gene Ontology annotation, molecular function: protein dimerization activity; DNA-binding transcription factor activity, RNA polymerase II-specific; RNA polymerase II transcription regulatory region sequence-specific DNA binding. Gene Ontology annotation, biological process: regulation of transcription by RNA polymerase II. The coding region runs from base 1 to 2274 and encodes 757 amino acids. The transcript is spliced from 11 exons.